Messenger RNA from Dictyostelium discoideum AX4, 834 nucleotides. It is a transcript of the gene echs1, whose product is annotated as enoyl-CoA hydratase. Gene Ontology annotation, biological process: fatty acid beta-oxidation. The record is from RefSeq and is a predicted model, not a curated record. Gene Ontology annotation, molecular function: (2E)-butenoyl-CoA hydratase activity; catalytic activity; 3-hydroxypropionyl-CoA dehydratase activity. Bases 1 to 834 code for a protein of 277 amino acids. NCBI's taxonomy places the organism in Eukaryota, Evosea, Eumycetozoa, Dictyosteliales, Dictyosteliaceae. Gene Ontology annotation, cellular component: mitochondrial matrix. The transcript has 5 exons.
AUGUUAAAACAAGUUAUUAAAACAGUAUCAAGCUCACAAGCACCAAAGAAAUAUUUCUUUAAACAGUUUUGUACAUCAACAACAGAAAAGAAAGGUCGUGUUGGUCUUGUUACUUUAAAUAGACCAAAAUCAUUAAAUGCACUUUCUGAUGGUUUAAUUUCAGAAAUUAACAGUGCUGUUAAACUCUUCCAAGAAGAUAAAGAUGUUGGUUCAAUCAUUAUCACUGGUAGUGAAAAAGCAUUUGCUGCUGGUGCAGAUAUUAAAGAAAUGGAAAAAGUUACAUUACCAGAUGCUUACAAUAAUGAUCUUUUAGCACAAUGGCAUGACCUUACCAAGAUUCGUAAACCAAUUAUUGCAGCUGUAAAUGGUUAUGCAUUAGGUGGUGGUUGUGAAUUAGCAAUGAUGUGCGAUAUUAUUAUCGCUGGUGAAAAAGCAGUAUUUGGUCAACCAGAGAUUAAAUUAGGUACUAUUCCAGGUUGUGGUGGUACACAACGUUUAAUUAGAGCAAUUGGUAAAUCAAAAGCUAUGGAAUUAGUUUUAACAGGUAAUAAUUUAACUGCAGUUGAAGCUGAAAAAGCUGGUUUAGUUAGUAAAGUUGUUCCAGUUGAAGAACUUUUAACUGAAGCCACUAAAAUGGCUGAAAAAAUCGCUUCUUAUUCUCAAUUAACUGUUGCAAUGGCAAAAGAAGCAGUAAAUGCAUCAUAUGAAUUAACUCUUCAAGAAGGUAUUAGAUUCGAACGUAGAAUGUUCCAUUCUACUUUUGGUACUCAUGACCAAAAAGAAGGUAUGAACGCUUUUGUUGAAAAGAGAACUCCAACAUGGCACAACAAAUAA